ACAUAAUUUCAUGGUUUCAGAAGGAAAGUAAGAUGGAAGCUAAAAAAAAGAAGAAAAAGGAAUUGCUAGAUCCUGGCGAGAAUGAAGCACCAACCUCUUUUGAAGCAAGAUAUAGUAAGAGAAGACGUACACAAAAGCUGUGUGAUCCAGAUUUUGUGUAUGAAGAAACUUUUACCAAAAGACCACGGAUGAGUCCACAACAUCAGGCGGCCGUACGUCAGAAAGUUUCACUCCAGAAACUUCCAAGAACUAAGUUAAUGACUUGUAAUACUCCAAAAACAUCAUCUAAAGAAAAUUCAUCUUCAGUUGUAAAUAUCCCAUCAAAACACAGCAAAGAUACUAGUCAUCAGAGUAUAACUACAUUUCCCAGUUCUUCAGUGAAGUCAGAACCUAGAGAUGAUUUGGAAGGGGUCAAGGAACUGUUCACUGAUUCUGUCUUGAAUUUAGAGGUAGAUAUAUGUUAA
This is a messenger RNA of Macrobrachium nipponense, 464 nucleotides long. RefSeq lists its product as uncharacterized. The record is from RefSeq and is a predicted model, not a curated record. Lineage: Eukaryota; Metazoa; Arthropoda; Malacostraca; Decapoda; Palaemonidae. The transcript has 2 exons. The coding region runs from base 33 to 464 and encodes 143 amino acids.